AUGUCUAAUAAUCCAAAUAACACCAAUUCUACCGCUACUGACAGGUCAAUUGAAUUCAUUGCAGACGAUGUCACGUCAAAUAGAUCGAACAAUGUAAGAAGAAUGCUUAUAAAAGAAUAUAGGAAAAUUGGCCGUGGUGCAUUUGGUACUGUGGUGCAAGCUUAUAUGACUCCCGAUAAAGAACAUUGGUAUGGUCCUUUCGCUAUAAAGAAAGUUCCUGCACAAACUGAAUACAAAUCAAGGGAAUUAGAGAUUUUAAGAAUAACUGAUCAUCCAAAUAUAGUUAAAUUAGAAUAUUUCUUCACUCAUAUCUCAACUAAUGAUCAUAAAGUUUACCAACAUUUAGCUAUGGAAUGUCUACCAGCAACUUUGCAAAUUGAAAUUAGUCGAUAUUCUCAUAAUGAGUUGGAAAUGGCGUUGAAACAUAUCAAACUAUACAGUUAUCAAAUUGCUCGUGGUAUGUUAUACUUACACGCAUUCGGUAUUUGCCACAGAGAUAUAAAACCCUCUAAUAUUCUCGUGGACCCAUCAACAGGUAUUUUAAAGAUUUGUGACUUCGGCUCAGCUAAAAAACUAGAACAUGAUCAACCUUCUAUCAGUUACAUCUGUUCAAGAUUUUAUAGAGCCCCAGAAUUGAUACUUGGGUGCACGCAAUACAGCACUCAAGUGGAUAUAUGGGGUCUAGGAUGUGUCAUAGGUGAAAUGUUAAUUGGUAAAGCUGUCUUCCAAGGGGCUGAACCAUUAUUGCAAUUACGUGAAAUUGCAAAAUUAUUAGGACCUCCUGAUAAAAAAUUUAUUUUCUUUUCAAAUCCAAGUUACGAUGGUCCAUUAUAUUCAAAACCAUUAUUUGCUGGAACUUCAAAAGAAAGAUUCGAAAAAUGUUUUUCUCGUGCUGGCCCCGAAGGUAUCGAGUUAUUAAUGUCUGUCCUGGUCUAUGAACCAUAUAAGAGACUAACACCAAGAAGAAUCUUAGCACAUCCUUUCUUUGAUGACUUAAGAAAAGAACAAUACUUCUUCCCUAGGGAACAUUCUCAACCUGUUCGUCUACCUGACCUAUUUAAUUUUACUAGCAUGGAAGCUCAAAUAAUAGGAGAAUUAAUCACAUCAAUCAAACCAAAUGAGGAACAAUAG
This is a messenger RNA of Kazachstania africana CBS 2517, 1131 nucleotides long. It is a transcript of the gene YGK3, whose product is annotated as serine/threonine protein kinase YGK3. The record is from RefSeq and is a predicted model, not a curated record. Gene Ontology annotation, biological process: signal transduction; protein phosphorylation. NCBI's taxonomy places the organism in Eukaryota, Fungi, Ascomycota, Saccharomycetes, Saccharomycetales, Saccharomycetaceae. Bases 1 to 1131 code for a protein of 376 amino acids. The transcript has a single exon. Gene Ontology annotation, cellular component: cytoplasm. Gene Ontology annotation, molecular function: protein serine/threonine kinase activity; ATP binding; protein serine/threonine/tyrosine kinase activity.